UGAUCUUGAAGUCUUUGAGGUUGGUGGUGAGGGCUGUGACUCUCUCCCACUGAAUGUUGUUGCUUGGGUUGCAGGGAUGUGGUCUGAUAGAGCUGAUUUAGAGUCAUCUUUGGAGACUGAGCUUUGAUUUUCUUUUAUUCGGGUUUUGAGGGGCCUAGAUGUUUCUCCUAUGUAAGUUUGUCCACAAUUGCACAGAAUGUGGUACACUGCUCCUGAUGGUUAUAGCUUGUGACUGGAUGGUGGUUUCCCUGGGGCUUUAUUUGUGUUCUGAAUGGUAUGACUUCUCUUGAAAACUACAUCAAUGUUGGCCUGUUUCUUGAAGAGUCUCUGGUUUUUAUGGCUAACUGUUCCAAAGUAGGGGAGGCUGAUAACAAAGGGUGCAGGCUGUUAACGUGGGGAUUUCUGAGAUUUCUUGGUGAUGUUCUGUAUCGUCUGUUAUACUAGUUGCUCAGGAUGGAGGUUAUACUGUGUAAAUACUUGUUUGAGGUAGCUUAGUUCAGUAGUUAGAUGUUGCUUCAUGGAACAGAUGUUGGGAGCUCGUCCUGCUAGGGUCAACAGUCUGAACCCUUUAAUAUCAGCUUCCCCUACUUUGGAACAGUUAGCACUUCAUGACUGGCACUCCGAGUAGGUGGGUACAGCACUUCAUGACUGGCACUCACAGCAGGUGGGUACAGCAUCUUAUGACUGGCACUGACAGUAGGUGGGUACAGCAUCUCAUGACUGGCACUCACAGCAGGUGCGUAUAGCAUCUCAUGACAGUCGCUUACAGCAGGUGUGAAAAGCAUAUCAUGACUUGCACUGACAGCAGGUGGGUACAGCACUUCAUGACUGGCACUCACUGCAGGUGGGUAUUGCAUCUCAUGACUGGCACUCACAGCAGGUGGGCACAACACUUCAUGACUGGCACUCACAGCAGGUGGGUACAACAUCUCAUGGCUGUCGCUCACAACAGGUGGGUAUAGCAUUUCAUGACUGUCGCUCAUAACAGGUGGUUACAGCAUCGCAUGACUGGCACUCAAAGCAGGUGAUUGUUCAAUGGCAAUUUGUGGAGGAGUAACCCUACUUCUUCACCCAUCAUAUUUCAUCAAGCUUUGCAAGGCUCGGAUGUUGUCUCCCACUGGGCAGUGCCACGCCUUCUCAGCAAAUGCCGAUGGUUACACGAGAGGAGAGGGAUGUGGAAUCGUCAUCGUGAAACUCUUAAGUCAAGCUUUGCAUGAUGGUGACAACAUAUGGGGAACUAUUGUUACGGGAUUGAAUCAAGAUGGUCGCCAGGUUACGCCCAUCACAGCACCCUCAGGGAAACAACAGCAGGAACUGCUCAAUGACAUCUACACACGACACGGGAUCGACCCGACUGAAGUAGACUACAUUGAAGCUCAUGGCACAGGGACAAGACGGGGAGACCCUGUAGAAGCUACAGCUCUGGGGACCUUCUUUGAGAAGUUUCCUCGGCAACGUCACAUUGGUUCUGUGAAGACCAACAUCGGCCAUCUAGAGGCAGCAGCCGGAGUGGCUGGACUCAUCAAGGUCCUGCUGAUGAUGAAACACAACACCAUCGUGCGAUCCCUACACUUUGACAAGCCCAAUAAAGAUAUUGACUUUGACAGGUAUCAGUUUGUGGUGCCUGUUGAAAAUGUUGACUGGAAACGGGAGAAGAAAAUUGCAUGUAUCAAUUCCUUUGGGUUUGGUGGUAGCAACAGUCAUGCUGUUCUGAGAUCAUAUUCUGUGGAACGUUUAGGCCAAUGUAACGAAACAGAUGAAAUUGUACCAGUUUGCUUUUCAGGCUUUGAUUAUGAUACAUUACACAAAUCAAUUUCACAGUUCUUCAAACAUCAUGGGGAGUUACAAUUCAAAGCCAUGGCAUACACGUCAUGUGUGUGUAGGGAACACUUGGAUUUCAGAAAAGUGUUCUUCUCAGACACCUACAAAGAUCUUAAAUUACAAAUUGAAAGCCAGCUGUCAAACAUAUCUCCAACUCCCAAAAAAGACAAAGGACGCAUCAUAUUUGUAUUUUGUGGAAUGGGUACAGCAUGGGUUGGAAUGUGCAAUGAUCACAUGAAAUGCAGUAAAUGCUUCUUGGCAAAGAUGCAGGAAAUUGAAGAUUGCCUCUAUCACUUUGUAAACUGGUCUUUAAUCAAGAGACUGCGUGCUAAUUAUGAUGUGACAGAUCCUUUGUUUGGUCCUAUUGCCAUCUUUGCUUGUCAGGUGUCUCUAGCUCACCUCUGGGAAUCGUGGGGGGUGAAGCCUGCAGCUGUUGUAGGUCAGUCAGUGGGGGAGGUGGCUGCAGCACACAUUGCUGGGAUCCUGUCCUUGUAUAAUGCUGUGAGGAUCAUCCUUCAAAGGACUCGGAUCCUGGCUAUGGUGCCAAGUGGAAAGAUGAUGCUUAUCCGAAAUGUUGACAUUGAACGAGUAAAGACAGCAUGCAGGAAGCAUCACAAUCAGGCAGUUGUCGCCCUUCACUACAGCCCAGUCACAUGUACUAUCAGUGGUGAUGAGAGGGCUGUUCUGUCAGUCAAAGAGGAAUUAGGGCAUAUUUCAGAUAGUAACACCCUGUUUCAUGAACUUCCUGUCACAAGAGCUUUCCACAGUCCCUUCAUGGCUUCAUCUACACACCAGCUGGACAAAAUAUUAUUUCCUUUGCAAACAUCAAAGAUGGCAACAGAAUUCAUUUCAUCAGUUGACCCGGGCUUAAAUGAAGAAGCCAUAAGGUCUGUUACCUACUGGGGUAGGAACAUAAGGGAACCAGUCAGGUUCUGUGAUGCCAUUAUGAAGGCUGCUCGCAAUUUGCAUAACAAUAUCUUUGUGGAAAUAGGCCCCAAACCAGUAUUAAAUUCUCACAUACGGGAUAUUUUCAAACAUACAUCUCUGGAUGUAACAACUGUCUCAUCUAUCCACAAAGGAUCGAAGUACACUGAUAUGUAUAAUGCUCUGAGUGUACUGUAUACCUCUGGAGUCAGCAUCAGGUGGAACAGUUUCUUUGAUGAACAGAUGCAGCCAACAAGUUAUCCAGCUCAUGUUUUCAAUGGAAAACCUGUUCUGUUGGUAUCUGACACUGAACACCAAAUGCUUAUGGGUAGAACAGAGAAUUCGGGCGGUCAUCUGUUUCUGAAGGGCACUGUUGAAUCUGGAUCUGCAAGAUUAAUUAUUGAUCCAAACAUUUUUAAAAGUGUGUUUGAGCACAAGGUGAAAGGAGCAAUUAUUCUUCCAGGUGCCGUGUAUGCCGAGGCUGCACUUGCCAUUGCAAAAAGGAUAGCUUUAAAUGAACACAAGGUAGUAAACAUAUCAGUGUCUUUCAAAAGGCUAUUAAACCUACACACAACAGGACACAUUACAAACAUUGAAAUCAAGGAUAACACAGACAAUAUCCCCAAAUGUGUGAUGGCAGUUACUAUCAGGAAAGGCACAACAGAGUACGCAGAAGCAGUGAUCAGGCAGACUCUGGAUGACGUCACACCAGACAGGCUUGAUGUGCCAUCAAUUAACGACCGAUGUAAGCACACGCUGACAAAGGAGGAUGUUUAUGAGAAGUUGGAAAAGGCUGGAUUCAACUAUGGGGUAAUGAUGUCUGUUAUUCAAAGUAGCCAGGUGGCUGAAAAAGAAAGUCUUACUUUGAUUGACAUUGGAUCACAGCUAGGAAGUGAAAUGGAACUUACAGUUCUUCACCCUGCUGUUCUGGAUGGAAUGUUUCAAGCAGCUGUUACAGUGGCAACAAACAUGAAAGAGAUGCUUCCAUUUUUUCUGAAAGGUUUGGUUGUCAAAAAGAAAAUAUCAAAGAACAUGCUCGUCCAUGUUAAGGUUCUUCAAGAAACAGAAACGCAUGCAACAUUUUCACUAUCAUUACUGACAAUGGAUGGUUACGUCAUUGCGCACAUUGCAGCUUUCACGUUGAAGGUGAUUGGCGUGGAGACUUUUAAUGUCAGAGACGUUGCUUAUGAAAUUCAGCCCAGAGCAAUAGAUCAUGGUGUUUCAGUCUAUAACAGUAAAACAUUUCAGGAUGUUUUGAUGUUUAGCGAUGGUGACAGCUCACUCACCUCAGGGCCCUGGAGAACUCAUGAUAUUUCCACUUUACUCAGGAACAGUUUUCCUCUUGAACUACAACAGGCAUCAACAGUGGUUGUCCUAUUUCAAGCAAUGCCUGAGAAAACUGAAGAUGGGUUGUAUCUGGAGAGAUACUUGGAGGAUAAAAUCAUGCCACUGAGAUCUCUCAUCCUCUACAUAUCCGAGAAAUUUCUCAAAAUACCAAUCCUUAUCAUGACAAAGACUACUCCUGUUGAUCUCCUUAAUGCAAACAAAAGGCAUGAUGCACAAGCUUGCAUAAAUGAAGGUAUUCAAGCUUUCAUUAGAUGUGUCAGACGAGAAUUUCCUAGAAUGGUCAUAAAGCUUCUAAAGCUGAUGGAAGAUUCGGACACCUGUCUUCAGGCUGUUAUAAACGGGGUUUUACAAAUCCAAAACUAUCCAGAGAUCGAGAUGAACAACAAACAGUUCUAUGGACAGGUGUUUGACCCAGUAAAAAUAUCUACACCACAUGUUCGACCAGAAAGUCAAAGAAAUGGUAUGGGUACAAUUUUAGUUUCAAAAACUAGUGAAACUAUUACAGAACCAUUUUUCACACUUUCAAGAGAAGCAUCUCAGAUGGCAGUGAAAGAAGUUAGGUUCACUACCCAUUCAAUUGCAGUUCACAAUACAUUCCUGACUGAACAGGUACUCUGUGCUGAUGAUAACGAGGACAACCCAAUGACCUAUCCAGUUCUCACUUAUGAGUCGAGUGGAACCAUUGAGACAUCUGAUACUGAUAUAACAGCUGUUAUUUGCUACCCACAUCUAGUCAUACCAAAGACCUGUGUCCCUCAGAAAUUUGUGAUGGAUUUGAAGGACCUCAAGAAUUAUGAAACAGGAUCCUUGUUGAAACUUUAUUGCCUUUGGCGAUUAUGUGAUCAAGUGAUGAAAGAAACUGCAAUAUUGUACACACGCCAGACAAAGAAAUAUGCUGAGUCAAUGAAGGUUCUACUGUUGGCAAAACAUUCACAACCAGUUGUAUUGUUGACACCAGAUGAAAUACCAUCUCACCAUGGCAGCCCAGUGGUCAUAUCUACAAUACAGAUAACUGCAGAACUAGCACAAAUGAUUGUUCGGAAAUGGCAUUGUCUAGAGCACAUUGUCUGCUUCAAAAACAUGAUGAAAACUUCCAUUUUAAAACUGGUGAAACGUGAGAGAUUACAACUGAAAGUAUCCAUUGUGAGGUCCUUGGAAAUUCUGUCAUUCAGUGAAAUGGAGACACAUAUUCCAAAGCUGUACAUGUGGAUUAAGGACAACAGCAGAAGUGUGGAUGAAAUAUUUCUGUGUUUCAAGUCUGUGUGUGACUCAUCUCUUGUGUCGCAGUUUCUACCAAUUGACCUUACCGAAUUUCUCAAAACAAAGGAAUGGAAUAUUUACAGCGAUGCAAGCCUCCAUACAGAACAAGUGGGUAUACCAGAGAAUAUGCUGUUUGAUAAGACUGGAAUGUAUCUUGUUGUUGGAGGUUUGACUGGAUUGGGAUGGGAAUGUGUCUUGUAUUUGGCUAGCAAAGGAGCAGGAUGUGUUGCAAUGCUCAGUAGACGUCAUCCUAAUGAUGACAAACAAGCAGACAUUGAACAGAUAUCCAAGGACUAUGGAUGUAGUGUGACAUCAGUGCAAGCAGAUGUUCAGGAUAUCAGUGCUCUGAAAUCAGCAUUGUCGGAGUUGAAGACUAGUUUCCCUAUGUUCUCAUUGAAAGGGGUGUUCUUUGGGGCUGCUGUGCUUGACGAUGGACUACUUCCGGACAUGACAAGAGAGAAGUUCUACACAGCUUCUUCUCCCAAGGUUACUGGAUCCUGGAACCUGCAUCUCCUGACAGAGCAUCUACCACUGGACUACUUUGUGCUGUUUUCAUCUGUAACAUCAGUCUUUGGAAACGCUGGGCAAUCAAACUACGGUGCUGGGAAUGGUUUUAUGGAUGGCCUUGCGCAUGUGCGGAAUAAAAAUGGUCAGAGUGGACAAACUGUUAACUGGGGCCCUCUGCGAAUGGGAAUGCUACAAGAAAAGAACAUAAAGAUUCUUGAGUCAUAUGGAUAUAAAAUCAUACAGAAAAAGAACAUACCAGAAUGUCUAAAACAUGUACUCAUGUUGAACAAACCGCAAGUUGUCAUUUGUGAACUUAACCUAACAAAGUUUGAAGAGACUCUUCAAAGAGAAAACAACCCGGAUUUUGCAUCUCGUUUUCGGCUGCUUGUUUCUCCUUCUGCAUCUCCCGUGCGACCAGCUUCUCAUCCAACUUGGAAUCUGAAAGAAUUCAGGAAAAUCUCAAAAGAUGAAGCCAUGCUGAAACUCAUGGAGUAUGUGAAAGCUGUUGUUAUUGAAGUUGCCAUGCUGGACGAGACCGCAAUAGAUGUUGAGCAGGGAACCCGAGAACUGGGUGUUGAUUCGAUGAAUUUCAUACAUAUCACGACGCAAAUCAGGGAUGACACACAUGUUCAGCUGUCGCCAACAACACUGAUCGUCGAAAAUGCGACGGUGUCCCAAAUUUCGAGGUAUAUCUAUGAACAAUUGAGAAUAAACGUUCAACAGGAGUAAUCAGAAAGAGAUAUCCUUUCAUUUACAGUCAGCAUGCAUGCAGUCAUGCCAUCAAGGACAAACCUGACACAGGAUAUUGUCAUGUUAUCCAGUAUCUCGCUGCCACAGCACAUAGUCAUGUCAUCAUGUUGUUACCUGACACAAAAUACAGCCAUGCCAUCAAUUAGCUCUCUGGCACAGCAUACGGUGAUGCUACAUUGACCUAUCAGUAAUCUCGGUAGCAGUCUACUGUUAUGUUGACUUCAUGCUUUGCAUCAGGUUUGGUUUGUUCGUUGUUUAACGCCUGACUCAGCUAUAUGACGACGGUCUGUCAAU
Messenger RNA from Haliotis rufescens (red abalone), 6903 nucleotides. Its product is annotated as phenolphthiocerol synthesis polyketide synthase type I Pks15/1-like. Gene Ontology annotation, biological process: fatty acid biosynthetic process. The coding region runs from base 1036 to 6588 and encodes 1850 amino acids. NCBI's taxonomy places the organism in Eukaryota, Metazoa, Mollusca, Gastropoda, Lepetellida, Haliotidae. Gene Ontology annotation, molecular function: 3-oxoacyl-[acyl-carrier-protein] synthase activity; phosphopantetheine binding; fatty acid synthase activity. The transcript is spliced from 4 exons. The record is from RefSeq and is a predicted model, not a curated record.